AUGUUCAGGCAUCUACCUAAUUCCAGGCUGCUCCCCAUCGGAAAACAUGGGGCUUUCAACUCAGACGACAUCGUGAACAAUUAUUUCUUUGAUUCCAUAAACCUUAAUGGCAUACUUUCUGUAUUUAAGCCUUCCCUCCGAAUUACAAAUCCAUUUGUUUACAAUUUACAUACCAAAUUAUGGUCGGCAUACUGCAAGUCUCAUCCAAUUUCUUUCGGAAGCGAGGGUGCGCAGCGGAACGCUUCAAAACGGCAUAUUCUUUCUGUUUUGGGCAAAAUUGGACACGGUGGAACCUUGGAUCCAAUGGCACAGGGUAUAGUCGUCGUUGGGCUGGGCUCCGGUACUAAAAAGCUAGGAACUCUAUUGCAAGGCCCCAAGGUACAGAUGUUUGAAAUGUUAACGUCAAUAGUCCUAUACGGCAAUCAUGAAAUUGGGCGAAGGCUUCAGGAUGUGGUUAGGAAAUUUAUUGGCCACAAUAUCCUCCAAGUCCCGCCAAAGUACUCACUUUUCAUCUCUUAUCGUCCCAGGUUUUCAGCAUUGAGAGUUAAUGGAACGAGGGCAUGCGACUUGAUGAGGAGGGGAAUUGAGAUUCCCGACUUGGAUGCCAGGCCCGUUACCAUUAAUAGUAUUUCGAUUGUCAAUGUUGACCCUCCUUUUAUUACACUAUCUGUUGACUGCAUGGGGGGCACAUAUAUUCGAUCGCUAGUGCGAGAUAUUUCGGCAGAGCUCGGCACGUUUGGCAUGCUCACUUUUCUUGAAAGAACCAGAAUUGGGCCCUUUCACAUCCAGGAUUCCAUUAGGGAUCUUUCUAUCUUCGAGCAUGAUUUGGAAGCGGUAAGGAAAAUUUCGGAGCAAGGAGCACUCCUGCUCGAUGAGUAUAUUUAUUCAAGACAGCACACAAAUGUAACUAUAUAA
This is a messenger RNA of Mitosporidium daphniae, 915 nucleotides long. Its product is annotated as putative tRNA pseudouridine synthase 1. The transcript is spliced from 2 exons. The record is from RefSeq and is a predicted model, not a curated record. Bases 1 to 915 code for a protein of 304 amino acids. NCBI's taxonomy places the organism in Eukaryota, Fungi, Microsporidia. Gene Ontology annotation, molecular function: RNA binding; pseudouridine synthase activity. Gene Ontology annotation, cellular component: mitochondrion. Gene Ontology annotation, biological process: mRNA pseudouridine synthesis; tRNA modification.